Trichoderma aggressivum f. europaeum is the source of this 468-nucleotide messenger RNA. RefSeq lists its product as uncharacterized. Lineage: Eukaryota; Fungi; Ascomycota; Sordariomycetes; Hypocreales; Hypocreaceae. The record is from RefSeq and is a predicted model, not a curated record. The transcript has a single exon. Gene Ontology annotation, molecular function: catalytic activity. The coding region runs from base 1 to 468 and encodes 155 amino acids.
AUGCAACAUGCAUUGGAGCUGGCAAAGAAAUCCCCGCCAAAGCCGACAAACUUCCGUGUCGGCGCCAUCUUGAAGAGGCUGGAAGACGGCCAUGUCUCUGCUGAAGGCUAUACCUUGGAGCUUGAGGGAAACACACAUGCCGAAGAGUGCUGUCUUUUGAAGCUCGCAGAAGAACAUGCCACCACCGAGGAGGGACUUGAAGCUGUUAUGAAGAGUCCGCAUGUCCUUUACACCACCGUCGAGCCCUGCUUCAAGCGGCUCAGCGGAAAGCUACCGUGCGUUGAGCGCAUCCUUCGCCAGAAGUCGUGGAUCAAGAAGGUCUAUGUGGGGGUUCUAGAGCCCGAGACUUUUGUCGGAAAGAAUCCCGGCCGCCAGCUACUCGAGGAGGGCGGUGUUGAAGUUCACUAUAUCCCCGGGUUUGAGGAAGAAAUCCUCGCGGUGGCCGCAGCUGGUCACACAGCAUCAUGA